UAUUAUGCCCAAGGUGAUAGACUGAGCUAUAUUAUUACCAUCAAGUAGAAACUUGAAGUUGUAUGACUUUUGAGUUGUUUAUAGAAAUGGCUCUCUUUUAUUAACUUGCCUUCUAACAAAAAAAAAGCUUUACCAAGCAGUUGAAAAGUGUAGCUCCCAAGCACUUUCAGGGACUGUUUAAAUGACAAGGUAAGAUUGUUGCUCUCUUCUUUUUCCCCAAAGAUACAGCAAUGAAAAAUGAGUGCUUUAUUAUAAAAAUUGGAAAAGAUGAGUCUGGUUUGGUGGCCAGACCCAGAAUUUUGUUUAGCAACUGCUUUUCUGUCCUAGAGAUGAAUCCCAGUGAUUCUGUGUCACGCCUGUUCCUCCUGAUUUUCCUGUGCUUAUUUACAGAUAUGGUCACCACAAUCACCUUGUUCCUUUUUCUCUCCCUCCAACUCUGUGUUAAAUUCCAGCAAGCAAGCUGGGGGUGACCUGACCUGCCUUGGAAAGGAAGGACUGGUCAGAAAUCCGGGUGUUGUUAAGAAGUCUUGCUGUAGAAAUCAAAUACAGCAUCAGAAUCCCCCCUUCUGAUGAAUUUAGGAGGUGUGCAUGUUUUGCCUUGUAUCACUGAUUCUAUUUUGAUUAAUGGCAUUAAAGUUACAAUUUUUAAUUCUUAUGAAGGUUGCACCUAAUCAUCUUGGCAAGUGGUUCAACAAAUGUCUGCUGUUUGGAUUGCAACUCUUGCAUCUGAUAGCUGCUGGACGUGAUUUAAUGCAGCUGAAGGCUAGAACUAACAAUCAUUAUAGCCUGAAAAGUGCACCAAGUUCACUGUGCUUUUUUUCCUCUUCAGUCUAAAGACCGAUUAAUGCUCAUCAGAUGCUACUUGAAAAUCGUUUUCAUUGUAUUAUGAUUAAAGAAAUAGUUUAAAGGAGAGGUGAGCCCUGAGGCAGGCCCGUGCUCUUUAACCCGUGAGAGGUCGUUUUUUUUUUUUACUAAGGAUUUACUUUAGCCGUGUUUCCUCUGUACCCCACCCCCAUCUUGCUGAGUGAUAGCACAGAUGUAGCUCGUUUUGAGAAUACAAGGAUAGGAGGGAAAGGGGCUAGGGUGAAGGCAGGAAUCUUCAGCCAUGCUUCCAGACUCCUCAGGGUUGUUCCAAGUCAUUUCUCCCUAGUACCACCGGUGCCUUUCCCACCUGAAGGUGUGAUGCCAUCGCCUCUAGCCCUGUGUCGCUACCUCCCUGGUGAGUUGUCACCCUCGGUGGACUCGCGACCCUGCAGCAGCCCCUUGGUGGUCCCGAGGAAGGUUGGGAAGCUCUUUCUGGGAGCCACACCUCCUCGGGCCCCACGGCUGCCACGCAGGCUGGCCUGGUGCUCCAUCGACUGGGAACAGGUAUGCUUGCUGCACAGGCUAGGUUCUGGAGGGUUUGGUUCGGUGUACAAAGCCACUUACCACGGUGUUCCUGUGGCCAUAAAGCAAGUGAACAAGUGCACCAGGAACCUACGUGCUUCCCAGCAGAGUUUCUGGGCUGAACUCAACAUUGCAAGACUGCGCCAUGACAACAUAGUCCGGGUUGUGGCUGCCAGCACGUACACGCCCGAAGGCUCUAACAGCCUGGGUACCAUAAUCAUGGAGUUUGGGGGCAAUGUGACUCUACACCAAGUCAUCUACGGUGCCACCCGCUCUCCAGGGCAUCUAAGCUGUAGCCGAGAACAACUGAGUUUGGGGAAGUGCCUUAAGUAUUCCCUAGAUAUUGUUAACGGCCUGCUUUUCCUCCACUCACAAAGCAUUUUGCACUUGGACCUGAAGCCAGCGAAUAUUUUGAUCAAUGAGCAGGACGUCUGUAAGAUCAGCGACUUCGGCUGCUCUCAGAAGCUGCAAGAUCUGUGGUGCAGGCAGACGCCCCCUCACCACAUAGGCGGCACCUACACGCACCAAGCCCCGGAGCUCCUGAAAGGAGAGACCGCCACGCCCAAAGCCGACAUCUACUCUUUCGGCAUCACCCUCUGGCAGAUGACCACCAGGGAGGUGCCUUACUCAGGCGAGCCUCAGCAGGUGCAGUACGCUGUGGUGGCCUAUAAUCUGCGCCCGUCGCUGGCGGGGGCCGUGUUCACUGCCUCCCCGACCGGGCAGGCGCUGCAGAGCAUCCUCCGGAGCUGCUGGGAGGCCCGCGCCCUGCAGAGGCCGAGUGCAGAGCUGCUCUUGAGGGACCUGAACGCUUUGCGAGAGGCAUUGGGCUGACUCCGUCCAGCCUAUGCUUUUUUGUUUCUGUUUAUUUUUAAAGAAGUAAGGAUGGUGUGAAAGAAAACAUACCCCUAGGGCAUAUUUUUAGAAAAUAAAGUUACUGAAAACUUCAA
Mesocricetus auratus (golden hamster) is the source of this 2333-nucleotide messenger RNA. RefSeq names its product MOS proto-oncogene, serine/threonine kinase (gene Mos). The coding region runs from base 1183 to 2217 and encodes 344 amino acids. Gene Ontology annotation, biological process: protein phosphorylation. NCBI's taxonomy places the organism in Eukaryota, Metazoa, Chordata, Mammalia, Rodentia, Cricetidae. The transcript has a single exon. Gene Ontology annotation, molecular function: ATP binding; protein kinase activity. The record is from RefSeq and is a predicted model, not a curated record.